CCAUUCGCAUAUAAUACCCGCUUCGUAUUUAACUUCGUUGACAAUUUAAAGUCGCACGCGCAACCGGCCGACCGUUGCCGCGAUACAAAGUGAAAAUUUAAAAUAAUACGUUGUAUAAUUAAAUGAUUAAUGUCAUAGAAAUAUUUUUUAUCAUUACACGUAUAUAACAAAUGAACUUUAAAGUGGGCUUCCUCCCUCAAAAUGACGUUACGGGUCGAAGUGCCCGGGGAUAAAAUCGUGACUGUGGAAUCGUGCAAGUGCAACAAAAACUAUUGCACGGAUGUCGCCAAAAAUGAAUCGAAAUUCACUCGAAGAUUAAAGGAAAUAAUAAAAAACACGUGGGAUACAAGAACGAAAAUAACGGUAGAGCCUUAUGUAAUUUGUUAUGUUUUACCUAGCGUUUUAGCUGGGUUGGCCGUGCAAAAUUUGUGUUUAGAAAAAUCAUGCCUCGUGAAUUUAAAAUACGACGAACGUACCUGCACGAGUAUAAUGCAGGGACGGACUCACAAUUAUACGGAGCAAGAAAAAAGUGUGCAGACCAUGGUAGCGGGAAUGACCGCCUGGAGCUUUCCCCUGCAAACGGCACUGCCAGGAUUAAUGACACUGUUCGUAGGUGCAUGGAGCGAUCGCACAGGAAACCGAAAAGCUUUCAUGGUAUUACCUAUAGUAGGGAAACUGGUAUCUGUGUUCGGACUAAUGUUGAGUUUGGCGUUUUUCCUCCAAGUGGGUUUGAACGAGACCGCCCUGAUCGAGGGCCUACCUCCAGCGCUGGCCGGGGGCCGCGUUGCCAUGACGAUGGCGGUUUACAGCUACAUAACAGACGUUACUACUGACUCUGAACGGACUUAUCGUUUAGGCAUUAUAACGGCCAUUUUGACACUCACGAGGCCCAUCGGCCUCGCUCUCAGUGGUAUUAUGACGAAACGUUUCGGCUACUAUGGUGUUUUUACAAUUGCGUGCGUUUUUUAUUUAAGUGGUUUCGUCUAUAUCGUCCUGAGGUUGAAGGAGAAGCCGAAAAAGUCAAUCGAUAAUGAUAAUUCAAAUACGAUAUUCUCGUUGUUCUCUAUAAAAGACUUGAGUGCGACCAUCAACGUAGCUUUCAAGCGACGGGAAGGUUCACGUAGACUGCAAAUUAUACUCAUCAUGUUGGCUUAUAUGUUCAUCGUUGGACCAGUAUUAGGUGAGGCGCAGAUGACGUACUGGUUCACACGGUACAAGUUCAAAUUCACCGAAGUCGACUACAGCUUGUUCCUCACUUACUCCGUACUUGUCGGCAGUGUUGGUUCGUUCAUCACCCUGUAUCUCUUCAGCAAGAAGUGGGAGAUAGAGGACAGCGCUAUCGGGGUUUUCGCCUGUCUGAGCAGGGUAGCUGCGAGUGUGGUUUACGCACUUGCGCCCACACGCACCGUAUACUUCCUGGGACCAGUGCUGGACAUGUUCAGCUCGGCAGGAGCGACCUCACUACGAUCUAUUGCAACUAAAUUGGUGGACGCAGAUGAAGUCGGUAAAACGAGUUCAUUAAUAAGCAUAUCGGAAGCUCUGGUACCCGUCAUCUACACGCCCGUGUACAGCAAGGUUUAUCUUAGCACGCUGUCGACGUUCGCCGGAGCCUUUUAUCUGAUUAGCGCAGCGCUGGCAGUACCCGCCAUAGGAAUAUUCUUAACGUUGUUCAGUUUACGACGAAAAGAAAUCAAAGAGAGCUCGACAGCAACAACAAAAAAGUCAAAGGAAAACGAAGUGACCCGAUUUUAA
Molecule: messenger RNA, 1752 nt
Organism: Papilio machaon (common yellow swallowtail)
Lineage: Eukaryota; Metazoa; Arthropoda; Insecta; Lepidoptera; Papilionidae
Exons: 5
Coding region: 202-1752 (516 amino acids)
Biological process (GO): transmembrane transport
Cellular component (GO): membrane
Molecular function (GO): transmembrane transporter activity
Source: RefSeq, a predicted model, not a curated record